Molecule: messenger RNA, 351 nt
Organism: Rhineura floridana
Lineage: Eukaryota; Metazoa; Chordata; Lepidosauria; Squamata; Rhineuridae
Gene: ETFRF1
Product: electron transfer flavoprotein regulatory factor 1
Exons: 2
Coding region: 1-261 (86 amino acids)
Biological process (GO): respiratory electron transport chain
Cellular component (GO): mitochondrion
Source: RefSeq, a predicted model, not a curated record
AUGGCCAAUUCUUUAAGAUAUGAAGUGCUGAAUCUUUACAAAAAUCUACUGUAUCUCGGAAAGGAAUACCCCAAAGGGGCCAGCUACUUUCGGUCCCGACUGAAGACAGCUUUCUUAAAAAACAAGGAUGUGAAGGACCCUGAAAAAAUCAAAGAACUCAUUGCCAGAGGGGAGUUUGUAAUGAAAGAGCUGGAGGCUUUAUACUUCCUCAGAAAAUACCGAGCUCUGAAACAGCGUUACUAUGAAGACGAUGACAAGUGAUCUAUAGUGCAGUCUGAAAUGUUUGCACAGGUGAUAGGUAAAGUGUGGGUGACUAAUCUACAAUAAAAAAAACUUGCUUAUUGAAUGAAA